CAGAAAUCAUGACAUCAAAGUCAAGGUCGGGUAGAAUUUUAGGCACAGCAGGUGUUUACGAAAUGUCACACAAUUUCAGUUGAAUUAAUUGAAGCAUGGCAACACAAUGAUAAUAAAUUAAUAGAGAUAAACCAGUAGGGACAUUUCAUCAGUGGUGUAGACGUAAAUCCAGUUACGUACAGAGCACUGGCCUCCACUGCAGUUAGUAAUGUCCAAGCUAACAGCCCCACAGUUCCCAGCUCCUUUCUCUGCCCAGAGAGCUGGAGUGAGUGGAGCAGCAGGCAGACACAAAGUGGCCUUGAAGCCCGGCCGGUCACUGAUGGACUGGGUCAGGCUGACCAAAAGUGGGAAGGAUUUAACUGGGACUGGUGGAAGGUCAUUUGAUGUAACAACAGAAGAACUUGCCAAACACAACACUGUUAACAAUUGUUGGAUGGCUGUGCGAGGUAAAGUGUAUAACAUCACCCCUUACUUUGAAUAUCACCCAGGAGGUGUGGAUGAACUGAUGAAAGGAGCUGGCAAAGAUGGGACACAAUUGUUUGAUGAGGUCCACAAAUGGGUAAACAUUGAGUCUAUGUUAGAGUCUUGCUACAUUGGAAAAUUAAAAGCAACUCCAGUGCCAGUUGAAAAAUCAGGUUCCCCUCUUGUUAAGAAACUCUACAGUAGUCUUCUCAGUGCCAAAGGACACAUGCCUCCCCCUGCCCCUCCACCCAUUCAUAUACCGGAGGAAAAACCUUCUCCAAGGUUGGACUGGUUCCAAAAUGACAGCAGUGUUACCCUGACUAUAUAUACCAGGUGGAAUGACAUCCUCAGAGAACAUGUCAUCAUUGACAAGAAGGGACAAAAGCUGCAGGCAGCUGUUGUGGUCAAAGACAUGACUUACAUGGUGCAUCUUGAUUUGGCAAAUGAAGUACAUGAAAAAUGUGGAGUGCGAGUUUCUAAAGGGACAGGAAAAUUAGAGAUAAUUCUCCGUAAGGUGGUUGAGGGCAGACGCUGGCUGGCCCUUGGGGAUCCAUUAGAAGGUCAUAAUACAUACGAAGAAACAGGAAACAAAGAGGCUGUGUUUCGAGAAUGCAAAGUAUUGUCCAUAGAACCAGUCAGUCAUGAUACCCACUUGUACUGUGUUCAGCUUCCAGAGGGAUGCAGAAUGAGUGUUCCCAUAGGUCAUCAUGUACAUAUUAAAGCUAAUAUAGAAGGCAUGUCCAUAGUCAGAAGCUACACCCCAGUGACAGCCUCAUUGCAGUAUAAAGUGCCUCCACAGUUAGAAGACAUACAGGAUGAAAUAAUUUACUUAAUGAUAAAGAUUUAUCCAGGUGGAGCUUUGACACCAGCCAUUGACAGAUUGGUAGAAGGGUCCAAAGUAUUAGUUUCUAACUAUGAAGGAAACUAUCAAGAAUCUCACAUGCGGGAUUGCUCACACUUGAUAUUAUUAGCAGCAGGGACAGGCUUCACACCCAUGGUCAAGAUAAUUUAUAAAAAUUUGAUAGAAGAGUGGGAAGGAUCCAGGCAAAUAAAACUGGUGUUUUUCAAUAAAACAGAAAAAGAUAUUUUAUGGAGGAACCAGUUGGAACUACUAGCACAGGAAAACCCAAGAUUUGGGGUGUUCCACAUUCUCUCAGAAGCAGACGACAAUUGGGAUGGACUAAGGGGGCGAAUUAGAAAGGAGAUCUUAGAAAGUUUUAUUCCCCCUAUUGGAGAAGGAAAGAAAGUGAUGAUCUGUGCUUGUGGCCCUUCACCCUUUACUGAAGAAGCAAUAAGAUUGGUUCAAGAAAUGGGAUAUUCCUUGAGCAGGAUCCAUCCAUUUAUGGGUUAAUUGAAGAGACGGAGAUUGAACAGGUCUCUGCUCACCUGCACAGUGCACAUGUGAAACUGUCUUCGAAUGGGCAAUUUAAAUUAAAUGUGACUAUUAUUCUGUUAAAUUCACACCGUUGAACGUUUGUAAUCAUUUCCCUUGUUUUCAACUGUGUAUCAUUCUUUAAGCACUGCAAUGCAAGUCAACUAUCAGAGUUUUUUGUGUUAUGAACUCGUAAUCAGCUUUAAAAUUUCAAGUAAACAUGUGCUAAGUUAUUUAUAAAUUGAAACAUUAAUUGCAUUAGAUGAGGCAAUCAAUUUCUUCUUUUAUUGUCUAAAAUAAAGAGACACCGCUUGAUUCAUACUAAUUGUGCACAAACUUUGUUAUGUAUAAUGUGUCAUUAUAUUUAUACGUGUACUAGUAUUUAAAUGAACAGGUCAGACUAGUAUUUAAAUGAACAGGUCAGUUUUCUCAUAUUUUUAACCCGUCAAAGUUCUGUUUUAAAUAAUUUUUGCAGUAAUUUAUCUCUAUGUGGCAUGUAGAAGUAUAUCUGUUGUUGCGAUAUAAGCAUUGCAGCAUUUUUAUGAAUCAAGAAUUCAAAUAAAAGAGUUGAACUUGUACACAUGGUUUAGAAUGACAACUUGUUUUAAACAGGAAUCGGUCCAAAAGAUGAUGUCGUGUAAAGGAAGACGUAUUCGCUGUUUAUGAAGUCGGGCACUCAACGUUCAAAGCUGGGAAAUAUUUUCGAUGUUAACUAGAAUGUGCGUGUUUAUGCUUAAGUGGAGCAACGGGAAUAACUUUUCUGUCUGUAUUUUUCCAGCUUGUCUAGUAUUAAAUCUGAAUUCAUCAUAAGUUAUUGUUUGUUUUACAGUUAGUAAAUUCGCUAUUUAGUGCAAAGGAUGUUUCAUGAAUGAAAAGGGCCUUGUGUGAGAGGCAAUACGAGCCAAGGAAAAUAUUUUAAACAACACUCCCCUUGCACUGUCUCUAUAAUGUAGUUAUCUGCUCUUGUUGUCGGGGUAGGGCAAUUUGAUAAUGUAUUUUUCAUUAUCUAUUUCUGUGAAGAUGUUGGUAAUCAUACACAUAAUUUAGUGAAAAAUCAACAGUCACUUAAUGUAUGUAACGGUAUUUGUAAGUUGUGAUGCUGAAAUCUUCCUGAAACUGAAACUAAGAUGGGGUAGUUCUGAAAUUAGCGUGCGUCAGAUAAAGCAAUCCGUUAAUAAUUGACUUUAUUUGUUGUCCUUCCGUUACUUUAAGGUGCUUUUAUGUCCCGCAAUUUUAAACAGGGCACUUCUUUAUCUGUAAACAAAACGAUAAAGGAAGUGAAUCUGAAAUGUUUGUCAUCAGUCGGGGGUUAUCACUUACAAAAGUUAUAGUUUAUAUUGUGCUGUGGGACAAAACGUCUUCAUGAAUAGAUAUUUUGGCCAAAAACUAUUUUGCAUUUCUUCAUUGACACCUUCGGUGUUAUGCAGAUCUGAUAUUUAUGUUUUUAUGUUGCACGUAAAG
This is a messenger RNA of Lingula anatina, 3295 nucleotides long. RefSeq names its product cytochrome b5 reductase 4. Gene Ontology annotation, cellular component: cytoplasm. Lineage: Eukaryota; Metazoa; Brachiopoda; Lingulata; Lingulida; Lingulidae. Gene Ontology annotation, molecular function: cytochrome-b5 reductase activity, acting on NAD(P)H; heme binding. The record is from RefSeq and is a predicted model, not a curated record.